AUGAUAGUUAGUAGAACAUUAUCUCCGUAGUGUCAUUGGUUACUUGCUACUUCCUGAAGCACUCAGUUCAUUUCCGCCGACCAAAGUCUCCACAUCUGAUUGGGAAUAUGUCAUCUUAACCUCACGCCUAAUCAGAGCAGCCUUUUGGAGGAUUUCAAACCUGGUUCAAACCCCCCAAAACAGUGUCACCUGAGUCACAGGGACACACCCGUGGUGUCACUAAUGGUGUCUUAUUAUGACACGACAGGUGUUGAAGCUACUGGGCUCAAAAGAAAACCUGGCAAUGGAGUCCCAGUGGGAGCCUCCCCAGCCGGUUUAUAGGGAAGUGAGCGCUCUCACACAGCAGCAUACUUGCAUCCGUGUGCAGGGGAACGGAUUAUCUACCAACCCGAGAACAGCAUGAGAGCUCUGGUCCUGUUAGUGUGCCUGUCCGUGGGCUGCCUCGCUCAGAGGCCACAUCCAUGCGAAUCCCCGCCGCUGCUGACCGGUAGCCUCAGUGUUGCCACAGCUAGUGAGAAGUUGAUGGCAUACGCCAAGUACAGCUAUGACGCCCUGGGAAAGCGCAUCCGCAUCACAGAGUUUGGAGCUUAUGAAAAUAAGACCUUCCAUCUUGAUGUACUUUUGCUCUUCAGACAGGGGGUCAUGUAUAAGAUCAACCAGAAGAACCAAACAUGUUUGAAGAAGCCACUGAACGCACACUUCCACCCGCUGGAGAUUCCACGCAAUGCGUCCCUGCUGGGACAGGUUGUUUUAGGCAGCUCCUCGGGUCCAGGACAGGGAGUCCUAGUCAACACCUGGGGGGGGGAGCUGCAAAUGAAGAAGGGACCAGCAAAGUACAUGAGCACUGUCACAGAGUUCGGAUGCAUCCCUGUCAGCACUCUGUUUCACACCGACAAAAGUGGAUGGAUGGUGACCAACUUCUUCAACAACGUCAUCGGACUAGUGGAACCUCAAAGGCUCAUCCCUCCACGUUUCUGUCAAGGCGUUGAGCUGGAAAAGAGCCGUGACGAGGAUCCAAUGACCUUCUUCAGUUUGUUUUGAAAAUAGGAUAUUUUCAGAAAUGCACUGCUAUGCGAUUGUCACUUUAUGUACUCUUUGCACUGUCUAAUGUGUUUUGUGGCAGUUAUUAGUGUAGUAGCAUUUGUUUCAGUCUGUAAAAAUCCAGUCAUUCUCAAUUAAUUCCAAUGAAUGAAAAUGUAUCAGGUUUGAAAAUCUUCUGGGAGUAAGCAGGCUUGACCUUGCUGCAAAAUACCCGUUUUUGUUCACUUCCAUAUAUGUAAGUUAAGUGACUUAGCUUCAAUACAAUCUGAAUGUAUUACAGUUUUAAGACUGUACAUUAUGAUUACUGUCUUUGUUGAUUCAUCUGUGAUUUUCUUUAAAAUUUUAUUGAAGAUUUAGCUGCAAACUGGAUGAAAAAGGGAAGAAGAAAUAUUAAACAAACCCAUGUUAAAAAAAGA
Molecule: messenger RNA, 1457 nt
Organism: Pungitius pungitius (ninespine stickleback)
Lineage: Eukaryota; Metazoa; Chordata; Actinopteri; Perciformes; Gasterosteidae
Gene: epdl1
Product: ependymin-like 1
Exons: 6
Coding region: 400-1041 (213 amino acids)
Biological process (GO): cell-matrix adhesion
Cellular component (GO): lysosome; extracellular region
Molecular function (GO): calcium ion binding
Source: RefSeq, a predicted model, not a curated record